Messenger RNA from Puntigrus tetrazona (Sumatra barb), 2375 nucleotides. RefSeq names its product fibroblast growth factor 8 b (gene fgf8b). Gene Ontology annotation, molecular function: type 1 fibroblast growth factor receptor binding; type 2 fibroblast growth factor receptor binding; growth factor activity. Gene Ontology annotation, biological process: positive regulation of cell population proliferation; embryonic heart tube development; positive regulation of protein phosphorylation. Gene Ontology annotation, cellular component: cytoplasm. The transcript is spliced from 5 exons. The coding region runs from base 564 to 1202 and encodes 212 amino acids. NCBI's taxonomy places the organism in Eukaryota, Metazoa, Chordata, Actinopteri, Cypriniformes, Cyprinidae. The record is from RefSeq and is a predicted model, not a curated record.
GGGUGGAGGUAACGGGAUCAGUCCGCACGUGAGGAGUGGGUUUGACAUUGGGAGCUUGAAAGUGGAGAGAGACACAGUGAGGCGUCUGCUCUCAGCCCCUCGCCCAGGGAAGCAUCACGGUUUAUCAGCCUGCGUGUUUCCUCAGACCCUUCCAGUGACAUUUACAUCAGCGCCGGACACACCGGGAGGAAACAUAAUGCGAAGUCUCGAGACGGGCGCGCGCACGCUGCCGGAUGCUGUCUCUGAUUUUCUAUGAAGAAUGCUUUAUUUUUCGUACCUCUGCUGUAAUCGGACAUCGAUCGUGAAUUAUGUUUGAGAGAACAGCGUCGCCUGUAAGGUGCUUGAACUCUAAGGAAUAAAAGUUAGCAUACGUGACGGAUUAAUUUGACAUGGAUUCGGUGGACGAAUAAAUCCCUGUCGAUACCAGCACCCUGUCACUCAGUUUAUUAUUUCUUCUGAACGCCCGAUGGACCGAGCAUCUUCACGUAGCAAUACACACGCACAGAGGAAUUAAUGAAGAACUUGUUUCGGAGAGUAAUCAGACAGGGCUUGGAAAUCUUACAAUGAGGCUGAAAUCAUCGAGGUUGGGUUACCUAUUACUUCAAUUCAUGACUUUGUGUUUUUACAGUCAGAUGACGACGCAGUCCGUCUCUGUACCCAAUUUUAAGCACCAUGUAACCGAGCAGAGCCGUCUGUCAGACAGGACGAGCCGGAGAUUAACAAGGACUUAUCAGCUCUAUAGCCGGACGAGUGGGAAACAUGUACAAGUCCUGGGCAAUAAGAGGGUCAACGCUAACGGCGAGGAUGGAGAUAUUCACGCUAACCUUGUUGUGGAAACCGACACGUUCGGAAGCCGGGUUCGAAUCAGAGGAGCAAAAACCGGAUACUACAUUUGCAUGAACAAGAGAGGCAAGCUUAUUGGACGGAGGAAGGGCCGUGGAAGGGACUGCAUAUUCACCGAGAUUGUUCUGGAAAAUAACUACACGGCUUUGCAGAACGCCAAGUACAAAGGCUGGUACAUGGCUUUUACACGCAAGGGUCGACCCAGGAAAGCCACGCAGACCCGGCAGCAUCAGCGAGAGGCCCAUUUCAUGAAACGUCUUCCUCGAGGACACCUGUUAACAGAACAGAAGCCUUUCGAUUUAAUCCCAUAUUCCCCCAACAAGAGGACUAAGCAUCAUCAGCGCGCGAACGUGAAUUGAGGACCGAAUCUUAUCUAAUGCCGGAGCGCUAUCGUAAAUCGAGUCUGUCUAAUCUGAGAGUUACUGGACAUCGCGUCGAACUGAUGUUGUGUAAAAAUGAAGGAGUCUUCACAGGCUCAGGUCUGAGAUGAAUCGCAGUACUAAAUAACAGUUUGUUCUGGGACAAUCAACUGUUGACUGAACAGAGGACACCGUAAGCCUUGUAAUAAUGAGCAACGCAUCUCUGGGAAUGAAGCAAGACAACAAAACAAGACACAAAAACACUUUCAGAAUAAUGUUUAGGGGUACAACAGCUUGUCACUGGGGCAGAACCUUUAAGACACGACAGGCAAAACCAGUUUUUUGUUUUUUCAGGCUCUGGUCAAUUUUGAAAUUUUUGGCUGUUUUGCUUCCGUAAUUUCUAGUAGUCACACAGAACAUUUAAAAAAGUCACAUUGAAAACAUUCACAUUUAAGUGAAUUUUUAUUUUUAUUACAGUUUAUCCUUUUUUUGUGUCUGUAGAUAUCAAUUACAAUGCGUAUCUUUAAAGCUGUUCUUUUCUAAAUGAAAUCUUACACCACACUUAAUACUUGUAUUCAUAUCUAUAUUCUGAAAGUUUUAACAGAAGCGUUUGUUCAUACAUCAUUCUUAUAAUUUAUAUGCAAAAUAUAUGUUUAAAAACAUAAAAAUAUGGCUAAAAUGAAUCGAUUUUUGCCUGUUGAUAAUAUUUUCUGAGUAAAGGAGUGAUUUUUAAGAAUUGUAAGCAAUUUACAUUUGCGUUUAUAUUCAAUAUUCAGAUUCUGUUCUAGAAAUGAAUGCAAUUGGAUUUCGCUUACAAUAUUAAUACAAAACAAUUACUAUAAUUAAUCUACUGGCGAUUUAAAAUUGAUAUUACCAUUCAAAUGCACGAAUAUGCACCUUGAAAGCUUGGUAAGGUACAAAGUUAUUCCUGUAAGGAUUUCUGCCCUCGGUCACAAGCUGUCGUACACUUUUUGCAGACUUUCUUCUGACAGUGAACAUGGCAGCUACCUACUGAUGAUCCCAAGCAUAUGCAGAUACACAGAGAUUCCAUGAUGUGUAGCGAUAUUAUCAAAAAGCAUCUUUAUUGUUUGUACAUGACUAUAUAUUUUUAUCGGAAGACUGUAAGAUACUUCGAAAUGAAAAUAUUUAUUUUAGAGCGUGUAUUAAAUUCAU